AGGGGCCGGUUUCGAAUGAGGGGAUUGAGUUGGGACAUACGGAUCAUUGUGCGAUGUUGAUUGGGAAUCCGGAGUUGGUGGAUUAUGAAGAGGUGAAUACGAGGGUGCAUUUGUUGUUUGUGCAGUGUGUGACUUUGACUUGAUCGUAUAAGAAUCGGAGGUAGAUUCGGAGGUAUCAAUCUAAGAUUAUAUAUUAUAUCAAGUACAGUCCUUCCAUUCUAUUCAAUCAAGUAACUGAAGAAUGGACUCCAAAUACGCCCAUCUCAACUCCUCCGAGGACACUCUCCCUCCUCCAUCUCGUUCUCGAUCCACCCCCCUCAUCCUCCAAACAACAACCCUCCUCGCCUCUCUCACCACAAUCUUCCUCCUCCUCUUCCUCCCUCACUCCCAAUCAACCAUACCCAUACCAUCGCCCACCAUCCCCCUCGGCAUGAACCGCAUCAACCCCUCCAACACAACACACCUCCAACCCUGCGGCACCGACGCCGCCUCAGCCCGCGCCGCAGGCUGCACCUUCGACCUCCUCACCCUCGCCUGGCUUCCCCCGUCUUGCAUCGACGCCACCCUGUCACAGGAAUUCCUCGAAGUCGCCUCGGAACCAUUCUACUACGACUCCGACGCAACACAACUCAUACCCAACUAUGACGCUCUCUCCGAAAGACCCGUCGGAGAGGUCAGCUGGACCACGCGCAAAUAUCACAUCUACCAUUGUGCGUUUGGGUGGAGGCUUAUGCAUAAGAUGCUUGAGAGGGGUGGGAUGCUGGAGAGUGGACUGAGUGGGUUCCAUCAUACGGAGCAUUGUACGGAUACGUUGAUAAAUACGACGGUGGCGAUGGAGAGGGUGGUUACAAGAGCGGAGAUUUCGUUUCCGGAUUGUUGAUAGAGCAUAUUUAUGAGGAUGGGGGGUAAUGAUGUUUACUUGGAUGGACUGGUCUGUUUAU
This is a messenger RNA of Aspergillus wentii DTO 134E9, 941 nucleotides long. RefSeq lists its product as uncharacterized. Lineage: Eukaryota; Fungi; Ascomycota; Eurotiomycetes; Eurotiales; Aspergillaceae. The record is from RefSeq and is a predicted model, not a curated record. Bases 242 to 880 code for a protein of 212 amino acids. The transcript has a single exon.